Messenger RNA from Lolium rigidum, 855 nucleotides. RefSeq names its product protein MAK16 homolog A-like. NCBI's taxonomy places the organism in Eukaryota, Viridiplantae, Streptophyta, Magnoliopsida, Poales, Poaceae. The record is from RefSeq and is a predicted model, not a curated record. Gene Ontology annotation, biological process: maturation of LSU-rRNA; maturation of 5.8S rRNA. Gene Ontology annotation, cellular component: nucleolus; preribosome, large subunit precursor. Bases 1 to 855 code for a protein of 284 amino acids. The transcript is spliced from 9 exons.
AUGAGCGACGAGGUGGUAUGGCACUGCAUCCGCCACGGCCACUGCAGCUUCAUGGCCAAGUUCACGACGGGGAUCUUGUGCCGGAACCCCUACAAUGUGACGGGAAUCUGCAACCGGAGCUCCUGCCCCCUCGCCAACAGCCGCUACGCCACCAUCCGUGACCACGACGGUAUUUUCUACUUGUAUAUGAAAACUCCUGAGAGAGCUCACAUGCCAAACAAAUUGUGGGAGAGGGUUAAGCUGCCCAAGAAUUACGAGGACGCUAUGGAAGUGGUCAACAAGCAUCUGGAAUUCUGGCCCAAGUUACUUGUGCUCAAGAUCAAGCAGCGAUUGACAAAAAUGACACAGUAUCGAAUACGGAUGAGGAAACUUCAACUGAAAGUGAGGGAGAAGGUAAUGACAGUGCCUAGAAAGAAGAUACAACGUGAUCGUGGGAGAAUGGAGAAAGCUGAAAGGGCUGCACAAAUAGACAAGAGUAUUACUAGCGAAUUAUUGGAACGCCUGAACAGAAAUAUGCAUGGGGAUAUUCCAAAUAUCCCCUUUAAACCGUCUGGGAAAUUAAUUGAUGAGAUGCUUAGUGAGUAUGAAGAGGAGCAUGAAAAUGAGAUUGAAUAUGUUGAAGGUGAUGGGAUCGAAGAGGAUAUGGAAGACAUGGUAGAUUUUCAAGACCUCUGUAGUGAUAAGUAUGGUGGCAUAGAUCAAGAUGAUCUCAUACAUCAGCCAGUUACAAAGAAACAAAGGGGAACAUGCUCUGUUUCCAGUUCCAGGCCAAUUAUUGGAACCAAGUCGAGAAAGGUUAUCACCGAGGUUGAAGAAGAUGAACACACCAAACCGGGGCAGAGGACACUUGCGUGA